Archocentrus centrarchus (flier cichlid) is the source of this 2362-nucleotide messenger RNA. It is a transcript of the gene mknk2b, whose product is annotated as MAPK interacting serine/threonine kinase 2b. Gene Ontology annotation, biological process: protein phosphorylation. Lineage: Eukaryota; Metazoa; Chordata; Actinopteri; Cichliformes; Cichlidae. The transcript is spliced from 14 exons. The record is from RefSeq and is a predicted model, not a curated record. Gene Ontology annotation, molecular function: protein kinase activity; ATP binding. The coding region runs from base 289 to 1716 and encodes 475 amino acids.
CCACCUUCCACGCACAAACUAACAGCGAUAUUCCCCCCUUGACGUCCUCUGCGGCUGUCCAAGCAGCGGGUCAAGCAACGACGCUAACACUGGAGCUAUAAAACUAAACAACGGGGGCUCCCGUUUAAAGCGCCGCACCAGGCUGACCAGCUAGCGCAGUGUGGUCACUUGCGACUCUCUCUGAAACGAUUUUUUUUAUCUGUUUCGGAGAAGUGCAAAUUGAUAUCCCCCAAAACCACUGCCGCCGCAUAUCCUGAUUGGAAAAAAACACCUCAAAUCGAAGCAACAAUGGUGCAAAACAAGAUCGCCGAAGUCACUGGAUUCCACCGCUCCUUCAAGGGGCAAAAUCCCUUUGAAGCAGAGGACUUCACUAAAAAUGGAUCCCAUCUUAUUGAUUCAUCAUUUAAUUUUGAUUCUUCCCCAAGACAUGACAUGCCUUCCAGUCAGCCUAUUGACAUCCCCGAUGCCAAGAAGAGAAACAAGAAGAAAAAGCGUUGCCGGGCAACUGACAGUUUCUCUGGAAGAUUUGAGGAUGUCUACAGACUGCAGGAAGAGGUGUUAGGAGAGGGCGCUUAUGCCAGAGUGCAAACAUGCAUCAACCUUAUCACCAACAAAGAGUAUGCUGUAAAGAUCAUUGAGAAGAGGCCGGGUCACAGCCGCAGUCGUGUCUUUCGUGAAGUUGAGAUGCUCUACCAGUGCCAGGGCCACAGAAACAUACUGGAGCUGGUGGAGUUUUUUGAAGAGGAAGACAAAUUCUACCUGGUGUUUGAGAAGCUCAGAGGAGGGUCAAUCUUGGAACACAUUCACAAGAGACAGCACUUCAGUGAGCAGGAAACCUGUCUCGUUGUGCAGGACAUCGCUAGCGCUCUAGAUUUCCUUCAUAACAAGGGAAUGGCACAUAGAGACCUGAAACCUGAAAACAUUCUCUGUGAGAGAGCAGACAAGAUAUCCCCGGUCAAGAUCUGUGACUUUGACUUAGGCAGUGGAAUCAAGUUAAACAGUGACAGCUCACCCAUCUCCACCCCUGAGCUCCUCACCCCUUGUGGCUCAGCAGAGUACAUGGCACCUGAGGUAGUUGAGGCCUUCAGUGAAGAAGCUACAAUUUACGACAAGCGCUGUGACCUGUGGAGCCUUGGAGUCAUUCUCUACAUCAUGCUGAGUGGCUAUCCACCAUUCGUAGGCCGCUGUGGUGGUGACUGUGGCUGGGAAUUGGGGGAACCCUGCCACAUCUGCCAGAACACUUUAUUUGAGAGUAUCCAGGAAGGAAAAUACGAGUUUCCAGAAAAAGACUGGGCUCACAUCUCCUCAAGUGCCAAAGACCUGAUAUCCAAACUUCUGGUUCGGGAUGCCAAAAGCCGUCUGAGUGCCAGUCAGGUGCUACAGCACCCCUGGGUGCAGGGGGGUGCAUCUGACACCUUGCCAACAUCCAUCUUACAUCAGAGAACCAGCAGUGCCAGGGACCUUACAGUUUUUGCAGAUAAAGCCAUGGCUGUGAACCGGCAGCUGGCUGAACAGGAUGGCAUGGAAGAGCAGCAGCAGCACGAAGUCCAGUUUUUUGUUACUGCUACUGGCUCUUCUGUGCGCCUCUCUCCUCCUUCCAACUCCAAGCUGGCCAGGCGCAGGCAGCGAAGCAGCCAGCCGAAGGGAGGGCCCGUCUCUGCUGCGGAGCUUCGUCAGCUCUUGGCCCCUCUCGUUAUCGUGGGAGACUGUGCCUGAACUUUUCCGACCUUCCGUUAAGUUUCAAGUCCUGAUCCAAGACUGCCCUGAGACUCUUUCUCCUCAGUUCUGGCCCCUCUCUGGCCUUGGUUCCUCUGCUAUUCAGGUUCUCUUGCCAGCUGUAAAGGGAGAUGCUGCUUGCAGCCCUUCCUCUAAAUGCCUUCUGCCCUUCUCCAGCACUUCUGAAGCACAUCAGCACAGGGCCUGCAUAUAGCAAACACACAACUAUGUGCACUUCCAGGUUGGGGAGGAGGGCCAGUUAAUUUGUUGGACAGCAAAGUAUUUUCUAAGUUAUAUUGGAUUUUUUUUUUCCUCAUACAACUCAGUUCAGAAGAAAUCAGAACAUUGAUCUACGAAACUAAGCUCUGACACCAAAGGACAACCUGUUGUGCUGCUCCCACGUUACAACUGGAUCCACUGUGAAUUAAGUUAUCUGGAAUGUUUUCUUUGCUUGUAUGUAUAUGCAUGAAUGGCCCAUCUGCACAUACGUACAAGCUUAUGCAAUAUGCCAAGAUGAAGGCUGUUCCUGUCUUGAAAGGAUUCAGUGUAUAAAGGAUUGGAAGGGCUGUAAGCCAAUGCUGUCCGUGCCUGAGGCGCGGUUCAAUAUGUGGCUGGGGACUCUUCGAAGUCUUUUUUUUUUUUUUUU